This is a messenger RNA of Menidia menidia (Atlantic silverside), 11390 nucleotides long. The record is from the annotation of a GenBank genome assembly. Lineage: Eukaryota; Metazoa; Chordata; Actinopteri; Atheriniformes; Atherinopsidae.
UAACUUUUUCUCCUUUUCUCACAAGGCUUUGGUUCAAUAUUCCACUGUGGGGCACUUAUACUGUCUCAAAUUGCUGCGCUCCACGACGCAAAAAGGCGCUCCAACCGCUGCAAGGACCUACCUGGAGUGCACACCUGGACUUGGUCUGGAUGCAGAUCUAAAACCUGCGGCCCAGUCUGGAUCCACACGGUCAGCUUAGAGACCAAAAGUGAUCCGUAGAGAGGGGCCGAUUCAGUCGGAGGGCUUGCCAGGUGGACCAAUGGGAUCGGGGCGGCUGGCUCAGGUGCUGCUUGGAUGGGUGGCGGUGUGUCUUGGAGUGUUUCACGGGGCUUCCGGUCAAACUGGAAAUGGACCGUACCAAGCUAGUCGCUUCACCGACAGCGUGGACCAGAGGGAAGUGCAGCGAGUUCGACGCCGUGGUCAGGAGACCCUGAGAGGGCCCAAUGUUUGUGGCUCCCGUUACCACUCAUACUGCUGCCCUGGCUGGAAGACUCUGCCCGGAGGGAACCAGUGUAUUGUUCCAAUCUGCAGGAAUUCUUGUGGCGAUGGCUUCUGCUCCAGGCCCAACAUGUGCACCUGCUCGAAUGGCCAGCUCUCUCCCAACUGUGGAGGCGGAGGAGGAAUCCAGUCCUGUAAUGUCAGGUGCAUGAAUGGAGGCAGCUGCUCAGAGGACUCCUGCUCCUGCCCUAAAGGAUACAUAGGCAACCACUGUGGACAACCUGUGUGUGAGAAUGGCUGCCAGAACGGUGGGCGCUGCAUUGGGCCCAACAGAUGCGCCUGCGUCUACGGUUUCACCGGCCCGCAGUGCGAGAGAGACUACAGGACCGGACCAUGUUUCACCCAGGUGAACAACCAGAUGUGCCAGGGCCAGCUGAGUGGGAUCGUUUGCACCAAAACCCUGUGCUGCGCCACCAUUGGCCGAGCCUGGGGCCACCCCUGCGAGCAGUGCCCCGCCCAGCCGCACCCCUGCAGGCGAGGCUUCAUCCCCAACAUCCGCACCGGAGCCUGCCAAGAUGUGGAUGAGUGCCAGGCCGUGCCCGGUCUGUGUUCUGGAGGCAACUGUAUCAACACUGUGGGAUCGUAUGAAUGUAAAUGUCCUGCCGGUCACCGUCAGAGUGAAACCAGCCACAAAUGUGAAGAUAUCGACGAGUGCAGCACCAUCCCCGGCCUGUGUGAUGGAGGGGAGUGCACCAACACGGCCGGGAGCUACGUCUGCACCUGCCCACGCGGCUACAUCUCCAGCACCGACGGCUCCAGAUGUGUGGAUCAGCGUCUGGGCACAUGUUUCUCCGCUCUGGCUAAUGGCCGCUGUGCUGGGGAGCUGAACGGCCAGUACACCAAGAUGCAGUGCUGCUGUGACACAGGACGCUGUUGGGCUUUAGGACAGAUUCCUGAGAUGUGCCCAGUUCGGGGUUCAGAUGAGUACAGGCGUCUUUGCAUUGUGGGUGUUCCCCAAGUUCACGGCCUCCCCCACAGCUACCCCAAUGUCUACAUCCCAACUGAUAAUGGCAACUUUGGGUUCAAGUUGCCUGUGAUACCAAAUGGAAAUGGGGGAAACGGGGGGAAUGGAGGGAACGGUGGCAAUGGAGGAGGAAGCUUCGGAGGCAAUGGAGGAGGAGGAGGGAACUACCGAAACAUCGGUAUCGGCUCCUUAAACGAAACUAAUGACAUGUGCAGAAGUUUCACCAACCUGUGCUUGAACGGACGCUGUAUCCCCACACCUCCCAGCUACCGCUGCGAGUGCAACAUGGGCUACAAACAGGACGAUCGGGGGGAGUGCAUUGAUGUGGAUGAGUGUAUAAGUGACCCAUGCAUUAAUGGAGACUGCAUAAACACACCUGGAUCGUACCACUGCAAAUGCCACGAGGGAUACCAGGGAACCCCGACGAAACAGGCCUGCAUUGAUAUCGAUGAAUGCAUUGUGAACGGUCUGAUGUGUAACAACGGCCGCUGUGUCAACACGGACGGAAGCUUUCAGUGUAUCUGCAACGCCGGCUUUGAGCUCACAUCUGAUGGAAAGAACUGCAUUGAUCACGACGAGUGCGCCACCACCAACAUGUGCCUCAAUGGCAUGUGCAUCAACGAAGAGGGCAGCUUCAAGUGCAUCUGCAAGUCUGGCUUCGCCCUCGCGCCGAACGGCCGUUACUGCACCGAUAUCGACGAGUGUCAGACUCCCGGCAUCUGCAUGAACGGCCGCUGCAUCAACUCUGAGGGCUCCUUCCGCUGCGAGUGCCCGCCGGGCCUGGCCGUGGACGUGGACGGGAGAGUGUGCGUGGACACGCACAUGAGGAGCACCUGCUACGGCGCCCUGAAGAUGGGCACCUGCUCGCGCCCCUUCCCCGGCGCGGUCACCAAGUCGGAGUGCUGCUGUGCCAACCCAGAGCACGCCUUCGGACAGCCCUGCCAGCCCUGCCCCUCCAGGAACUCAGCGGAGUUUCAGGGUGUGUGCAGCAGCGGAAUUGGCAUCACGGCCGAUGGCAGAGACAUCAACGAGUGCGCUCUGGACCCAGAAAUCUGCCAGAAUGGUAUCUGUGAGAAUCUCAGAGGAAGCUACCGCUGUAUCUGUAACAUUGGCUACGAGUCUGAUACCAGUGGCAAGAACUGUGUUGACAUCAAUGAGUGUCUGGUAAACCGGCUGCUCUGCGACAACGGCCUGUGCAGAAACACUCCUGGCUCCUACACCUGCUCUUGUCCUGAAGGAUUUCUUUUCAAACCCGACUCGGAGACAUGUGAAGACAUUAACGAGUGUGAGUCCAGCCCCUGCAUUAAUGGAGCCUGUCGCAACGUGGCGGGGUCCUUCAACUGCGAGUGUGCACAUGGCAGCAAGCUGGAUUCCACAAACACCAUUUGCGUUGAUAGCAUGAAGAGCACUUGCUGGCUCACCAUACAGGACAACCGCUGUGAAGUCAACAUCAACGGAGCCACUCUGAAGUCUGAAUGUUGCUCCACGCUGGGAGCGGCCUGGGGCAGCCCCUGUGAACCCUGCGAGCCCGAUACUGCCUGUUCUCGAGGAUUUGCCCGCAUGAAAGGCCUGGUCUGUGAAGACAUCAAUGAGUGUGAGGUAUUCCCUGGCGUGUGUCCAAACGGCCGGUGUGUGAACACGCAGGGCUCUUUCCGCUGCGAGUGUGCGGAGGGUCUGACUCUGGACAGCACAGGCCGCACAUGUGUUGACAUGCGCAGCGAGCAGUGCUACAAGAAAUGGCACGAGGACGAGUGUGGAGAGCCCCUGCCUGGACGCUACCGGGUGGACAUGUGCUGCUGCACCGUGGGGGCCGCCUGGGGGGUCGAUUGUGAGGAGUGUCCCAAAGAGGGCACGCCCGAGUUCAAAACCAUCUGCCCCAGAGGACGGGGUUUUGCCAACAGAGGAGACAUUCUGACUGGCAGGUCCUUCUAUAAAGACGUGAACGAGUGUAAGGUGUUCCAGGGUCUGUGCACCUACGGGAAUUGCAGAAACACCAUCGGCAGCUUCAAGUGUCGCUGCAACAGCGGCUUUGCGCUCACUGCGGAAGAGAGGAACUGCACAGAUAUCGACGAGUGCCGCAUCUCCCCUGACCUGUGCGGCCAGGGCACGUGUGUCAACACGCCGGGCAGCUUUGAGUGUGAGUGCUUCGAGGGUUAUGAGAGCGGAUUCAUGAUGAUGAAGAACUGUAUGGACAUAGAUGAGUGCGAAAGGAACCCCAUGCUGUGUCACGGAGGCAGCUGCCUCAACACGGAAGGGAGUUUCGAGUGUGAAUGUCCCACUGGAUACGUCCUCAGCAACGACGCGUCCGUCUGCGAAGAUAUGAACGAGUGCCAGCUGAGUGACAACUUGUGCAAAAAUGGGCAGUGCGUCAACAUGCCGGGGACCUACCAGUGCUCCUGCGACACCGGGUACCAGGCGACACCCGAUCGACAGGGCUGCGUGGAUAUUGAUGAGUGCACCAUUAUGAACGGAGGCUGUGAAACUCACUGCACCAACUCAGAGGGCAGCUAUGAGUGCAGCUGUAGUGAAGGCUAUGCUCUGAUGCCCGACCUCCGGACCUGCUCAGACAUCGAUGAGUGUGAGGAGACUCCGGACAUCUGCGAUGGGGGCCAGUGCACCAAUAUUCCAGGGGAAUAUCGCUGUCUGUGUUAUGAUGGUUUCAUGGCUUCCAUGGACAUGAGGACCUGUAUUGAUGUGAACGAAUGUGACCUGAACCCAAACAUCUGUCUCCACGGUGAAUGCGAGAACACCAAAGGCUCCUUCAUCUGCCACUGUCAGCUGGGAUACUUUGUCAGGAAAGGAUCCACAGGCUGCACAGAUGUGGAUGAGUGUGAGAUCGGAGCCCAUAAUUGUGACAUGCACGCCGCCUGCGUCAACGUUCCCGGAAGCUUCAAAUGUCGUUGUCAGGACGGCUGGCUGGGAAAUGGCAUCAAAUGUGUGGACCAAGAUGAAUGCUCUGCAGAGGAGCAUAACUGCAACCCCAACGCAGACUGUGUCAACACACCAGGGUCCUACAGGUGUACAUGCAAAGAGGGCUUCAAUGGAGAUGGCUUCUCAUGCUCUGACAUGGACGAGUGUGCAGAUAACGUCAACCUGUGUGAGAACGGUCAGUGUCUGAAUGCUCCUGGUGGCUACCGCUGCGAGUGCGAGAUGGGCUUCACUCCAACCGAAGACAGCAAGGCCUGUCAAGACAUUGACGAGUGUAAUUUCCAGAACAUCUGCGUGUUCGGAACGUGCCAAAAUCUUCCAGGGAUGUUCCGCUGUGUGUGCGAUAAGGGUUAUGAACUAGACCGCAGUGGAGGGAACUGCACAGAUAUCAACGAGUGUGCUUACCCCGUGAACUGCAUCAACGGAUUCUGCGUGAACACACCAGGAAGCUACAUGUGUAACUGUCCAGCUGACUUUGAGCUCAACCCCACUGGGGUGGGAUGCGUGGACACUCGUAUUGGCAACUGCUACUUGGGCGUCUUCGACCGUGGGGAUGGAGGAAUCUCCUGUAAUGCCGAGGUCGGCGUGGGAGUGACCCGUGCUUCCUGCUGCUGCUCCAAAGCAACAGCCUGGGGAACCCCUUGUGAACUUUGCCCUUCCUCCAACUCCUCGGAAUACAAGACUCUUUGUCCCGGAGGAGAGGGCUUCCGACCCAACCCCGUCACUGUGAUCCUAGAAGAUAUUGACGAGUGCCAGGAGCUGCCGGGGCUCUGCCAGGGUGGAAACUGCAUCAACACGUUCGGUAGUUUCCAGUGCGAGUGUCCACCGGGCUAUUACCUCAACGAAGAGACUCGCAUCUGUGAAGAUAUUGAUGAGUGUACAACUCAUAUCGGGAUCUGUGGGCCUGGCACAUGCUACAACACCUUGGGGAACUACACUUGUGUGUGUCCCCCCGAAUACAUGCAGGUCAACGGGGGAAACAACUGCAUGGACAUGAGGAAGAGCGUGUGCUACCGCAACUUCAACGACACGUGUGAGAACGAGCUGUCGUUCAACAUGACCAAAAAGAUGUGCUGCUGCGCCUACAACGUGGGCAAAGCCUGGAACAAGCCGUGUGAGGCCUGCCCCACUCCGGCGACCACCGAGUACCAGCUGCUGUGUGGUAACCAGGCUCCUGGCUUUAUCAUUGACAUCCACACCGGCAAGCCAAUCGAUAUUGACGAAUGCAGGGAGAUCCCGGGUAUCUGUGCCAAUGGGGUGUGCAUCAACCAGAUUGGGAGCUUCCGCUGUGAAUGUCCAAUGGGCUUCAGCUACAACAACAUACUACUGAUUUGUGAAGACAUCGAUGAGUGCAACAGUGGCGACAACCUGUGCCAGCGCAACGCCAAAUGCAUCAACAUUCCCGGCAGCUACCGCUGCGAGUGCUCCCAGGGCUUCAAGCUGACUCCCAGCGGCGCCUGCGUCGAUCGUAACGAGUGCCAGGAGAUUCCUAAUGUGUGUAGCCAUGGCCAGUGCAUUGACACCCAGGGCAGUUAUCGCUGUCUCUGCCACAACGGCUUCAAGGCCACCGCCGAUCAGACCAUGUGCAUGGACAUCGAUGAGUGUGAGAGGCAGCCAUGUGGGAACGGGACCUGUAAAAACACCGUGGGGUCCUACAACUGUCUCUGCUUCCCUGGCUUUGAGCUGACACACAACAAUGACUGCAUGGACAUUGAUGAAUGCAGUGCCCUCCAGGGCCAGGUGUGCAGAAACGGACAGUGCAUCAACGCGCUCGGGUCCUUCCAGUGUCUCUGCCAUGAGGGUUAUGAAAACACACCGGAUGGGAAGAACUGCGCUGAUAUCAACGAGUGUGUGAGUCUACCUGGGACCUGCUCUCCAGGAACGUGUCAGAAUCUUGUCGGAUCCUUCAGAUGUAUCUGUCCACCCGGCUAUGAAGUGCAAAAUGACCAGUGUAUAGAUAUCGACGAAUGUAAAGUGGAGUCCAACAUCUGCCAGUUUGGCACCUGCACCAACACCCCGGGCAGCUUCCAGUGCACCUGUCAGCCGGGCUUCGUGCUCUCUGACAACAAACGCCGCUGCUACGACACCAGAGAGAGUUUCUGUUUCACCAAAUUUGAGGCGGGCAAGUGUUCGGUCCCCAAAGCCUUCAACACCACCAAGGCCAAAUGCUGCUGCAGCAAGAUGCCCGGGGAGGGCUGGGGACUUCCUUGCGAGCUGUGUCCAAGAGAAAGCGAUGCUGCUUUUAACACCCUGUGCCCCUACGGGCAUGGAGCCAUACCUGGACUGGAUGAUAUUCGGGAGGAUACGAACGAGUGUCUGGAUAAUCCAGGAAUCUGCCAGAAUGGCAUCUGCAUUAAUACUGACGGCUCUUUCCGAUGUGAAUGUCCCUUCGGAUACAACCUGGAUUACACAGGAGUCAACUGUGUUGACACCGAUGAGUGCUCCAUCGGCAACCCGUGUGGAAAUGGGACCUGCACCAACGUGGUGGGAGGUUUUGAGUGUUCAUGUCAGGAAGGAUUUGAGCCAGGAUCCAUGAUGACCUGUGAAGACAUCAACGAGUGCUCCCAGAAUCCUUUACUUUGCGCCUUCCGCUGCGUCAACACCUUUGGUUCCUACGAGUGCAUGUGUCCGGCUGGUUAUGAGCUGAGAGAUGACCAGCGCAUGUGCAGAGACCAGGACGAGUGCUCAGAAGGACUGGACGAUUGCGACUCCAAAGGCAUGACCUGCAAGAACCUGAUCGGCACCUUCAUGUGCAUUUGCCCCCCCGGCAUGCAGCGCCGGCCAGAUGGAGACGGAUGCAUGGAUCUGAACGAGUGUCGUGCCAAACCCGGCAUCUGUAAGAACGGCCGCUGCGUCAACACGGUGGGAAGCUACCGCUGCGAGUGCAACGACGGCUUCGAGCCCAGCUCCACCGGAACCGAAUGCAUUGACAACAGAAAGGGCUACUGUUACACAGAGGUCCUGCAGACCAUGUGCCAGCAGUCGUCCACCAACAGGAACAGCGUGACCAAGUCGGAGUGCUGCUGCAACGCGGGUCGAGGCUGGGGGUCCCAGUGCGAGCUGUGCCCCCUGCCCGGCACCAUACAGUACAAAAAGAUGUGCCCGCUGGGACCCGGCUACACUACAGACGGUAGAGACAUCAACGAGUGCCAAGUGUUGCCGGAUCUGUGCCACAACGGUCAGUGCAUCAAUACCAUCGGAUCUUUCCGAUGCCACUGUAAUGUGGGAUACAAGGCCGACUUCACCACCACCACCUGCGUUGAUAUGGAUGAGUGCUCGCUGUCCCCCAAACCCUGCAACUUCCUUUGUAAAAACACAGAGGGCAGCUACCUCUGCUCCUGCCCAAGAGGAUACAGCCUGCAGCCAGACGGAAAGACAUGCAAAGAUUUGGACGAGUGCUCCACCAAGCAGCACAACUGUCAGUUUCUCUGUGUUAACACCAUCGGAGGCUUCACCUGCAAGUGCCCCCCCGGUUUUAGCCAGCACCAGACUGCCUGCAUCGACAACAAUGAAUGCACGGCUCAGAACAGUGUGUGCGGCUCACGGGCCUCCUGUGUCAACACACCUGGAAGCUUCAACUGCGAAUGUACCAAAGGUUUCUCAUUGGACAGUACGGGCAUCGAGUGCGAGGACGUGGACGAGUGCAGCAGCAGCCACCGCUGUCAGCACGGCUGUCAGAACAUGAUGGGAGGCUACCGGUGUGGAUGUCCCCAGGGCUAUGUGCAGCACUACCAGUGGAACCAGUGUGUGGAUGAAAAUGAGUGCCAGUCUGGGACGGUUUGCGGCUCUGCCUCCUGCUACAACACCCUGGGCAGCUUCAAGUGCGUGUGCCCCUCCGGCUUCGACUUCGAGCAGAGCGCCGGCGGUUGCCAGGACGUGAACGAGUGCGGCUCGGGCACCAACCCCUGCAUGUACGGCUGCUCCAACACCGACGGAGGCUACCUGUGCGGCUGUCCCGGGGGCUUCUACAGGGCGGGACAGGGUCACUGUAUAUCAGGGUCAGGUUUCCCGGGCCAGCAUCUGGAGGGAAAUGAGGACGACAGUUUGUCUCCCGAGGCCUGCUACGAAUGCAAGAUCAACGGCGGAGGAAAGAACGGACGACAAAAGCGCGAGGCGGAUGCCAACGAGCUCAACCAGGAGCCGUCGGUCAGCAUGGCCAGCGUGGACACCCAGGCCUCCAUCCCCAUGAACCUGUCGCUGAGCGCCCUCCUCAACAAGGAGCCCCUGCUGGAGCUGCUGCCCGCCCUGCAGCCCCUGGAGCACCACGUGCGCUACGUCAUCACCCACGGCAACGCCGGCGAACACUUCCGCCUGCUGGAGCGCCGCGACGGGAAGAGCGUGCUCCGGCUGGGGAAGAGGCCCCCCCCGCCGGGGUCCUACCGCCUGGAGAUAGCCAGCCGGCCGCUGUUCGGCCCCCGCCAGCGGCAGCAGCUGGAGGACCGGCACGACAGUGACUACCUACAAGGGGAGAUAGGAGACGCCCUGCGCAUCAAGCUCCUCGUCCACCUGCACUGAGCCCGGAGUGAACGGAGCAACCCGACUCUGGACUGAGUUUUUUUAAAACCUGUAAUCCAAUAAUCCCUCCACCCCGUCGUCCAGCCCCAUCAGGACCAUCCGGCCAGCAGGGGGUAAUAAAGGGCCACGAAAGACUGAGUCAACCGGCCCCCCGACUCUGCCACCACUUUGUUACUGUUCCACUUAUUAUAGGUUCGUGUUUUGUGCUUUUUUUUUUCGGUUUUUGUUGUUACCCUGACUCCCACUCCUACCUUACCCAGCACUCGUUCUCCACUGAGGAACGACGGAGGGGGAUGGCAGAGAGGUGGUUCGUGCUUGGACCAAAGCCACCUCAGACCGAAAAGAAGUAGCGGGCAGAAGGCUUAAAAGUCCAUGUAGCACUUUUGUAGGUUGGGACAACGAGAAACUACACUGAACAAAGGUUUUAGCGUGAAUGGUUCUAGUGCUGACAGACCCUGUCUUCAUACAAGACGUGUGGCAGUAUUUAAAUCCAAGCACCGCAUGGAAAACCUUCUGUUUAAUCUUUUUAAACUGGUCUAAGGACUCCGCCACCUCUCUGUUAUCCUGGGGGGGGGGGAAACCACAACACUGGGGAUAAAGGUGUGUUACAUUUUCCCUUAUGAGUAUUGUAGUAUAUCAUUUAAUGUAUUUGUGCUGUUUGAAAAAUGUUAACACGAAGGACUGCAUCAUUUACACAGCAUUUCAGGUUCUUUAGUCUCAUUCUGUUCUCUGUAGCUGGAUAUCAACCAAACACCAAAUGAGAAAAAAACGGCAAGCUCCGUUUUGCUCUGAUGUCACUUUUCUCCUCCUUCCCGUGGGUAGGGCAAAGCGGGGAUUAGCGUGUCUGCGUGUGUGUGCUGUCAUGUUUGGUUACCUCAGUACCUCUCACUGAGUAUGGACGCCAUACUGUGAUGCUGACGUUAAAACAAAAGAGGGUGCUACCGUCCCCCUCAGCAUCCAUCAUUAGCAGGGAAGACACCAAAAAAGUAGCUUAUAGAAUUUGAAGAAGGUACAUCAGGUCACGUUUGUAUUCAUCCUCUUAGGGAUUUUUACUUCAGGUGCACUGAUUCCAGACCUAAGGGCCAGCUUCUUUCUCCGUGCUGUCACCCGUCGGCAGAUUUCAGCUCUUUUUAGUUUUUCUGCAGACUCUUGACACGCUUUCCGGAGGACAGAACCGUAGCUGACUUAAUCUGGCUUCUUUGACUUUACUUUGAGCUCAAAACCUGAGGAGUCAGCGACGUUUACAACGCAAAAGAGACACUGCGGAACAGUCUCAAAGGUACACGGCCUGUUAGGCAUGUAGGUAAAAGAAGUGCAGGGGCACGCACAGGUGAACACGAAACCUCAUGAAAAAUAAAAGAAAACUCAUCAGGUCAUACUUCAUUACUCAUGUUUAGUUUUUUUUUUCUCAAAGAGAAAAAAGAGGUGCUACAAAAUGCCAUCUUAUUACGCUGUACAAAGGAAAUGUGGUCUUGAAUCUGGAUUGCAAGCAUGGCAUAUUUUUUGGGAGGUUUUUAUUCAUGUGUGUCUGUCUUUUGUAUUGUCUGGAAAACCAAUAUUAUCAAAACUUGCUUCUCGACAAUUAAAAUUGUAUAUUUUUUACGUGAAAUGUUUUUUAAAAUUCAUUUUACAGUCAAGGCAACGCAAAAAACGGAAAAAAAAACAAACAAAAAAAAACGAUCGAGAUUGAAGGCUUGACGUGCGGUUGACCUUGUUUUUGUGCGCGCAGACAAUUCCAAACCCAAACUAGCGGUGCGUUUGUGGGCCUCUGACUGGCUUCUGUUCACAGUUCCUGUCAGCCAGUAGCCAGCAGAAGUCAAAGAUCAUCAUUAGCUGUCAUAUCUCACACAGGGAAGCUUACACUGUCUGUAACAUGCCAUAGGGAUUCAUGCAACACCUUCCUGGCCUCUACGGUGCUAAAUGAUAACUGUUCCUGUAUUUUUUUUUGUUUUUUUUUUGUUGCUGCACUGUUCUGCAGCCUUCAGCAGACAACUUUCGAAACACGUAACCAUUUUUUCUAACCGGAAAAAAAAAACCUUUGUAUACUUUGUAUCUUUCAUGUGCAUUUGUAAUUUUUCUUUUAUUUGCCAUUUUGUUUGUAGACAAAAGACAUGUGCUUACUGUAUCAGUUUCAGUGUCAAACUUGAAUUCUGUCAUCACCAACUGUUAGCAGCAAACUGUCGCCUACUUUAUGAUACAGAAAACAAGGGCCGGGAGUUGUUUUUAAAACAAACAAAAAAAAGAGAUUGACACCGAUUGACCAGAGUUUAACUGUAAGCUGAUGACAAUCGCCUGUUAACACCCACCAGCUAAAGAUCCACGAAUGGAUCGGCCGAGAUGAAGCAUCUUUUUACACAUUAAAUUAUCAUGUAAAGGUGGAAAAACACCACAUAGCAAUUUGUAAAAUCUGUGUGAUUCACGUCAUUUUGUAAACCUUUGUCCGGCGACAUUCACAGCAAUAAAAUAUUGUGGGUUAUAUUUUUAA